Molecule: messenger RNA, 1257 nt
Organism: Malassezia vespertilionis
Lineage: Eukaryota; Fungi; Basidiomycota; Malasseziomycetes; Malasseziales; Malasseziaceae
Gene: HLJ1
Product: Chaperone protein dnaJ
Exons: 2
Coding region: 1-1257 (418 amino acids)
Biological process (GO): cellular response to misfolded protein
Cellular component (GO): endoplasmic reticulum membrane
Molecular function (GO): Hsp70 protein binding
Source: RefSeq, a predicted model, not a curated record
AUGGAAUCUGAAGAGGCGCACAAAGCGCUCGGUCUCGCACAGAAGCACGUCAGCGAUGGGAAUACAGCGGCGGCACUCAAGUGGGCGCGGAAAUCGGUUUCUAUCCACGCAACGCCCGAGGCCACUGCGCUCGUUGCAAAGCUGGAGAAGCAAGGCGUGAGCAGCAACGGCGGAAAGCAGGAAACGACCACGACAUUCACGUCAAGCACAACGAGCACGACAAAAACGAACAGUCAGGGCAAUCAGACACAAUACACACAGCAGCAGAUGGAAAUUGUGCGCCGAGUCAAGUCUGCAGGCGGCGAUUUCUAUCGUGUGCUGAGCCUUGAAAAGACGGCCGAGGAGCAUGAAGUGAAAAAGUCAUACAAAAAGCUGGCAUUACAGCUGCAUCCCGAUAAGAAUUCCGCACCUGGCGCAGAUGAGGCUUUUAAGAUUGUUUCGAAAGCCUUUACGGUCCUGUCCGACAAGGACAAACGCGGCGCGUAUGACCGCUUUGGCGGCGAUCCUGAUAGCCGGUAUGGCGCGAACGCCGCAUCUAGCGCUACGAAUCCGUUUGCAGGAUUUGGAGGUGGCGCGCGUAUGCGUCCAGGGAUGGGCGCAGAGAUUGAUCCGCAAGACUUGUUCAACAUGUUUUUCGGUGGCGGCACGGCAGGGGAUGGAUUUGGCGGACCAAUGUUCUCCUUUGGUGGCGGGCCGGGAUUUCGCACACAGUACUAUCGCCCCGGUGCACGUCCACGCGCAGCUGGGCAACGUCAACAGGCCGCUGGGAACCAAACCGGGAUGUGGUUCCAGCUGCUACCGGUUCUUAUUCUUCUUGCCUUUUCUCUCCUUUCCUACCUACCAGCUUUGUUUACGACCCCAGACCCUGAAUUCCGCUGGAAGUCUACGAGUCUUUACCGUGCACAUCGCACCACGUUUGACCGCGGUGUCUCGUACUAUGUGGACCCUGUUUCCUUUGCGCGUCAUCCAUUUGUCACCUCGAGCAGCUCAUCGUCUCGUAAAGGCGGUGUAUUGCAUCGCUUUUCGAAAGAAAAUAGCAGCCCAGAAUUGCUCCGGUUUGAAACUCGUGUUGAAGAGUCGUGGAUGAAGGAGCUUUAUCGCCAGUGUGAGAACGCACAAGAAUACAAACGCCGACGUAUUCUCGAUGCGCAUGGUUUCUUUGGCUUUGGUGGCGAUCGCCAAAAGAUUGCCAAGAUUCAGGCUGAAAAGUACGAGAGUUGCGAGCAGCUAGCGCGGCUCUACCAUAUCCGUAUCUAA